Cherax quadricarinatus is the source of this 855-nucleotide messenger RNA. The record is from RefSeq and is a predicted model, not a curated record. NCBI's taxonomy places the organism in Eukaryota, Metazoa, Arthropoda, Malacostraca, Decapoda, Parastacidae.
AUGAUUGGCAGUGAAGUCUUUGUUACGAGUUUGAGUCAGAAUCUGACAGCACAAACUGAAUAUACAGGCCCUUGUAGCUAUCACUGUUCAAUGCUACACAUUCCGAGUCCAACGGCUCAUGUAGAACACAAGAUUGAUGCAAACAAAGGAGUAGAAGACCUUAAUAUAACUGUCAAUAUCUAUGUUGCAGAUGAAAGCAGUGUUGAUUCUCACUGUGGCUGCUGCAGCAGCAGCUCAGUACUACGGCACCUACGGACAUGGUGGAUAUGUGCUGGUCCACUUGCCAGUAAACUUGUAGGCGGUGGUCACAUUGGAGGUACAAGUGUUGGUAUUGGCGGUGGUCUUGGCGUUGGCGGUGGUCUUGGCGUUGGCGGUGGUCUUGGCGUUGGCGGUGGUCUGGUCGGUGGGUACGGAAAGGUGGACUUGAGUGUUGGUGAGAGCGACUACCACUUCUCGUGGCGUCACGACGGAGGCAAGAAGUAUGACUGGCAUACUGCUAACUAUUACUGCUCCAGUCUGGGCAAGGGAUGGCAGGGCGUCAGCAUUGAGACUCCAGAAGAGGACAAAAUCAUCUCAGGCAUCAUCUACAAAGACAAGCUGGAGUACAUCUGGACUGGUGGUUACCGUAGUGGCUACGACUUCGCCUGGCCUUCUGGCUAUCCCUUCUACGGAAUUAACUGGUCUUACACUGGCAGUGAGGGAUUACCUCAACCAGACAACGCUGAGGAAGGGAAGGAGUUCUGUCUGGCAGUUCUUAACAAUUUCUACAACGACGGCAUCAAAUGGCACGACUUUGCUUGCUACCACCCAAAGGCCAUCAUCUGCGAGCGUCCCGCUUACAAGCUCUAUGGCUGA